CACACACAUUCUUGCAUAGCUCAUUCUAGUCCUAUUGAGAGUUUGUUUAUCCAUCAUAAUAGGCACUCCAAUAUUACUUGAUAUCAUACCUAAUCCAACAACAUUCCACGUAUAAAGAGGAACUUGUCUCAAAUUCACCCCAGACAGGAACUGAGCGCAAUUCAACAACAUCUUGUUCAAUAUUCUUGUACCAAGGUCUAACAAAGAAGAAUUGUUGUGAAAUAAAUAAAGCACCAUAUUCCAAAGCAGUUCUACGAUCCUCAUCAUAAUCAAACUCAAAAAUAAACAUAUUAUCACCCUUGAUUGUAAGAUUGAAAUUACCUUUAGCUUCCAAGCCCUAGAAACAAAAUUCCUGACCAAAUGAUAAGAAAGUCUCUUACCCGCAAAGAAUCCAACCACCAUAUUCUCACAGCGAUUAAUUUCCUUUUCGAAGGUUGUUGUAGAUACCUGAGUAAUAACCCUCUUACCAUCUUCAAAUUGAGGAUGAAAAAGCGGAAUCUCUACUUCAGGGACAGGAUCCUUUUGCUUAUCAAAGAAAGAAGCCCAAGCUUUCGAAGGAGCCAAUUUCGGAGGAGGGGAUUUCUCAAAACCCGGUGGAACUUCAGGAUCCAAACUCUUAGAUCCAAUACUAACAGAAGGUUUUGCUACAGCUUCCCUAACAGAGCCCUCUAUCCUCUGGGAAGACGAAGAUAGAGGCUGAGAAACCGUUGAAAAAACACUCUCAAUCACUAGAAGUUAAUCGAGAGAAAGCCAGAUCCAACAAAGACGAUGAAGAAAAUGGAAGAAAAACUCAGUUUGACCAAUGGUCAAAAUCACACGGCCAAAGUCAACCUUAGAUCUUCAUCACUAAGCCAAAAAUAUUUCUCUGCUUUCUUCAGGUAAGGUGAGUUUUAUUGUCUUAGCCGAGAAUCAACAGCUUUACUAUUUUGAUUAUAAUGAGAAUUAUGAUGAAAAACUUGUUGAUGGUAUUCGAAGAAUCAAUUUAACCCCUCCAUUUAUAACUGCUGGUCAUAUGGUUCUUGGUUCGUUUAAUGGUUUAGUUUGUCUUUAUGGAUUCAAAGAUUAUACUACUUGUAUUUGUAAUCCUGUGACUAGGGAAUAUGUUAUGCUUCCAAAAUUUAGCAGAGAUUUGGAUCCCAAUCAGUAUAUUCACUGGUCCUGCGGAUUCCUUUAAGCAAUGAGUAUAAAGUUGUGUAAAUGUAUAAGUUAAGGAAAGACCUCUAUACUGUCGAGGUCGCGGUGUAUACUCUUGGGAGUGGCAAUGGGUGGAGAAAUGUUGGGAGGUUGGAUACUAAAUUUGACAAGGUUUAUGAUGGACAAGGUGUUUUUGUGAAUGGAGCGCUGUAUUGGAGGGAUAAAAGAGAAGGAAGGGUUUUGGUAUUUGAUUUGACUGAGGAGAAGUUAAGUGUCCUCCUUUCACCACCUCCUCUGCCACGAGAGGGUUUGUGGUAUCAAUAUACUAUAGGUGAACUGGGCGGGCUGGGUUGCACCAAUACUUCUUGGGGCUCCCUGUAUCGUGUGUCCCCGUAUGGACACGGCCACACAUACUCAGACACACUUAAAAUACUUCUAUCUUACUAUAAACUAGGAAACAGCUGAGAACUAAAGGUCCCUACCUCUAAGGAAAAUUAUAAUCGAAAACAUGCAUGUGCUAGCAGAAAUACACUUGUGCUGUUGUAAACAAGUGCAAAACAAAUGCAGUUGUGUGGUUUUCUCGUUUACAUUUCUAUAUAUAUCUUAAAAAUUGACGGCGCUUCAACAUAUACCGUUGUGUCCCCGUAUUAUAGUUUUUCAGAACUGCCGUACUGGACACACGGACACGUCGCUGUGUCGGACACCCGUGGCGGUAUUGGUGCAACCCAGUGGGCGGGUUUCUAUAUUAUGCUAUCAGAUGUACCCGUGAAGCCACUGAAUGUUUUGACAUAUGGCUGCUGAAAAAUAAGAAUGAUAUUCCUGACAUGGAAGAGCAGGUGGAACACGAGCCAUUGGGUUGGAGUGAACUGUUUUGUCUUCCCGAAAGAGAACCGUUAGCCUUUACCAAGAGUGGCAGUGUUUUGUGUUUCGAUUAUGACACUUUUGGUAUUUAUGAUCCAAUAGCUUCAAUCUCGAAAGAGCUUAAGAAUUUUAGUGCAUUUAAUCAAAUGUUCCGUUACAAGACCACCUUGGUUUCGUUGAAAGAGUUAGGAGAAGAAGAUAUAAAAGUAAUGGAGUCAGCUGAAGCCAUGACGUCAAAGCAGCCUGCAAAAUGAGAGAUCCCUGGAUACGCUUACUUACUGAAAUUUCUUCGAUGGUCAAGAGUUUUCAAUUUGAAGUUUCCUACAUCUAGAAAAUGAGCAAUACCUGGUCCCGACUUCUCUGGAUGUCUUAGUACUAGUCUGUUUCUAUGGAGGAAGAAGGUCUUUGCAUUGAUGAGAUGAAAUGCUGGUGUUUGAACACUUAUGGCAACCGGUUUUAUCAGAGCAUUGAAUGUUGUUGCGCCAGAUAGCCGAUUUAUUUGCCGGACAGAAAAUGUUGUUGUGGCUCACGGUGAGUUAGAAUAAGAUAGUCUUCUUCCCAAGUUCCGAAACGGCAGUUUUGCACUAUUGUGUCCAACCCCGGUUUUUAAUACUGUGUCUAGUUUCAGUCUUAGAUUGACAGAAGUUAUGUCAGUGUUCGACCGAGUAACGACUCGGUCUAAGUCAAGUUGAGUCUACUACUAAAAGUCAGCUCGUUCAAAACAAAACCCCGUCCCUCUCAAAAGUUCCAUUUCUUUUCUCUUCAUUAAAGGUAUAAGAUUUUUCUUCAAGACCCUUUUAACUCAAUGUCUUCAUCCGUGAGUCUCUCAUUUGUUCUCAGGUAGAUAACCAGAAGAAGAACAGUAAAAUUUGAUACAGAGAGAGAUGGUAGUAAUUGAUUCAGUUUCAUUUAUAAUCAUCUUAAUUCUAUAUUCUCUUCUUUUUAUAAACACAGUUUCUUCAACAGAUAUUAAAUUGGGUUCAACUCUUGAACCAAACAACAAAUGGAAUUCAUCCAAAAACACUUUCUCACUUGGUUUCAUACCCAUCAAUGAUUCUCCUUCAUUCUUUGCUUUUGGAAUCUCAUUCUCAAACGUUCUCAUUUGGAGAGCAGGUGGUGAAGCUGGUAAUACUGCCAUUCUCGACUCCGAUUCACGUUUCGAGUUUCUUCGUAAUGGUAAUCUCCGCUUAAUAAAUCAUGUUUCGAAUAAACUUCUCUGGGAAUCAAAUACUGCGGAUAAAGGCAUAACAGUUGCAACACUGGAUGAGUCAGGUAAUUUGUCUCUUAAAAAUGCUUCGAAUUUCUCUGUUUGGUCUACCUUUGAGAAUCCUACUAAUACAAUUUUGCCAAGCCAAGAUUUCACUACUGAUAAGAUUCUAAAGUCUGGGGCAUAUUCUUUUAAUCUGCUUAAGUCUGGUAAUCUUACACUUAGUUGGAAUACUAACACAAUUUACUGGAAUAAAGGACUUAAUCCUUCAAUAGAUGAUACCAACUUAAAUGCACCAUACUUAGGUCUUCUGCAGACUGGUGUUUUCAGGCUUUUCGAUCGAACGCUUUCAUCCCCAGUUACUAUAGCAUCUACUGGUGAUUAUGGAGAGGGUAGUACUGAUACUUAUAGAUUUUUAAGGCUUGAUUCUGAUGGAAAUUUGAGAAUUUAUACUUCUGUUAAGGGUAGUGGAGUAUUUAAUCAGACAUGGGCAGCUGUUCAAGAUCAGUGUUUAGUUUAUGGGUGGUGUGGUGACAUGGGUAUCUGUAGAUAUACUGAAGAAUCAGGCGCUGUAUGCGGUUGUCCGUCGGGGAAUUUUGAGUUGUCAGAUCCAAAUGAUAGUAGAAAAGGGUGCAGAAGGAAGGUGGAGAUUGAAAACUGUCCUAGUAAUCCAAUCAUGAUGGAAUUAGAGAAUACUAGGUUCCUUACUUACCCACCUGAGCUUCCUUCGCAGGCAUUUACUAAUGGGAUUGUGGCGUGUAAAUCAAAUUGCCUCGUGGAUUCAGAGUGUGAUGCAUCCACCUCCCUGGCUGAUGGUUCAGGACUUUGUUAUAUGAAAAGGUCCAAGUUUAUUAGUGGGUAUCACUCUCCUGCUCUUAUUAGUACUUCUUUUGUUAAGAUCUGUGGACCAGUGAUCCCUAAUCCACCACCUCAAUGCGCCCCGAAUGGUGAAACUUUUAGUUUGCGCAGUGGGGUUGUAGCUGUUGUUGUUUUAGUUUCUGUGGGUUGUGUGUGUAUCAUUGGAGUUUGUCUCUGGUUUUGGCGCUAUAGCUAUAGUCCAAAGUAUGGCGGACACUACUCCUUGCUAGAUUACACUUCUGGGGCUCCAAUUCAAUUCUCAUACAGAGAAUUGCAUCGCGCAACAAAGAGAUUCAAGGACAAGCUUGGAUCAGGAGGCUUCGGGUCUGUCUAUAAAGGGGUACUUGCCAACAGAACAGUAAUUGCAGUUAAAAGACUUGAAGGGAUUGAACAAGGGGAGAGACAGUUUAGAAUGGAGGUUGCAAUUAUAAGUAGCACACACCAUUUGAAUUUGGUGAGGCUUAUCGGAUUUUGCACUGAAAGUCGUCACAGAUUGCUGGUUUACGAGUUCAUGAAAAAUGGAUCCCUGGAGAAUGCACUUUUCAAUGUGGAAGAAAAUUCUAGAAAGGUGUUGAACUGGGAAACUCGGUUCAACAUAGCACUCGGGACUGCAAAAGGGAUAACCUACCUGCACGAGGAGUGUCGCGACUGCAUUUUGCAUUGUGAUAUAAAGCCAGAGAACAUACUCUUGGAUGAGAAUUCCAAUGCCAAGGUCUCGGAUUUUGGUCUGGCCAAGCUCAUUAAUCCAAGAGAUGACUUAUUUGAAACAUUGACAAGUAUCAGGGGAACAAGAGGGUACUUGGCUCCAGAAUGGGUGGCUAACCUUCCAAUAACAUCAAAAUCCGACGUUUAUAGUUACGGAAUGGUCUUGCUGGAGAUAGUAGGUGGGAGGCGAAACUUUGACGUUUCAGAGGAGACAGGUGGACUAAGAUUUUCUGUUUGGGCAUACAAAGAGUUUGAGAGGGGAAAUAUCUUUAACAUAGUUGAUAAAAGACUUAUCGAGCAAGAGGUAGACAUGGAACAAGUGAUGAGAGCAGUUCAGGUGAGCUUCUGGUGCAUCCAAGAGCAGCCAUCCCAGAGGCCAAAAAUGGGAAAAGUAGUCCAGAUGUUAGAAGGGAUUGCUUCUAUUGAAAUGGCGCCAUCCCCCAAGGCUGCAACAGAAGUUUCUAUAGUUGGGCCUAGUUUAACUUCACAUGGCAGUAGUAUUGGGAGUUUAGCCCAUGCUCCCCCUCCAUCAUCAUUUUCUGUUGAGACCCAGAGAAGUGAUUAUUUGUACAAAUGAUAAGGUAAUCAUUCCCUGUGGAAGCUCACUGAAACCAGUCAGUUUCUAUCUUAUCAUUAGUUUUUGAGUCAGAAUUUAGAUUAGAAUUUGCUAAUACUAUUAGUUAGUGUUUUUCUUAUAGAGACUUGCAGCCCCAGUGUACACUGCAUAGUUGUCUUCUGUAAUCAGC
This is a messenger RNA of Papaver somniferum (opium poppy), 5511 nucleotides long. RefSeq names its product G-type lectin S-receptor-like serine/threonine-protein kinase At1g34300. The record is from RefSeq and is a predicted model, not a curated record. The transcript is spliced from 2 exons. Gene Ontology annotation, molecular function: protein serine/threonine kinase activity; ATP binding. The coding region runs from base 2880 to 5342 and encodes 820 amino acids. NCBI's taxonomy places the organism in Eukaryota, Viridiplantae, Streptophyta, Magnoliopsida, Ranunculales, Papaveraceae. Gene Ontology annotation, biological process: recognition of pollen; protein phosphorylation.